Oncorhynchus mykiss (rainbow trout) is the source of this 2759-nucleotide messenger RNA. RefSeq names its product adenylosuccinate synthetase isozyme 1 B. The record is from RefSeq and is a predicted model, not a curated record. Gene Ontology annotation, molecular function: GTP binding; adenylosuccinate synthase activity. Gene Ontology annotation, biological process: 'de novo' AMP biosynthetic process; IMP metabolic process. Lineage: Eukaryota; Metazoa; Chordata; Actinopteri; Salmoniformes; Salmonidae. Gene Ontology annotation, cellular component: cytoplasm.
UCUAUCGUGCACGUGUCUCUACAUCAACAGGCGGAUAACCCGUAUUUGGUUACACCGGACUCAGACUUGAGGGGGUAUUUUUCCCAUCACAUAGGCCUUCGGGUUGUCGUUUCUACUGCGAUCGGUGCACUAGUGUAGGCAAAACAUGUCUCACAAAGCUUGUUACACAAACCCAGGAGCAGGGGUUAAGCGACCCCGUAACGACACAGGGAACAAGUUGACAGUUGUACUUGGUGCACAAUGGGGCGAUGAAGGGAAGGGAAAAGUGGUCGACUUGUUGGCGACAGAGUCGGACAUCAUUUGCAGAUGCCAGGGCGGUAACAACGCAGGUCACACGGUGGUGGUGGAUGGGAAGGAAUAUGACUUCCACCUCCUACCCAGCGGGAUCAUCAACUCCAAAGCUCUUUCCGUGAUCGGCAAUGGUGUGGUCAUUCAUCUGCCAGGCUUGUUUGAAGAAGCUGAAAAAAAUGAAAAGAAAGGCCUUAAAGACUGGGAGAAGAGACUGAUAAUCUCAGACAGGGCCCACAUUGUGUUUGACUUCCACCAGGCAGUUGACGGGCUCCAGGAGGUACAGAGACAAGCGCAGGAAGGGAAAAAUAUUGGAACCACAAAGAAAGGCAUCGGACCAACCUACUCAAGCAAAGCAUCACGUACGGGGCUGCGUAUCUGUGACCUUCUAGCUGAUUUCAAAGACUUUUCUAUGAGGUUCAAGAACCUUGCCCAGCAGUACCAGGCCAUGUUCCCCACACUGGAGGUCGAUGUUGACGGUCAACUGAAGAAAUUAAAGGAGUAUGCUGAGCGGAUAAGACCCAUGGUGCGAGACGGUGUCUAUUUCAUGUACGAUGCUAUUAAUGGACCCCCUAAGAAGAUUCUGGUGGAGGGAGCGAACGCUGCCCUGCUUGACAUUGACUUUGGAACCUACCCAUUUGUGACAUCAUCAAAUUGUACCGUGGGUGGUGUAUGUACCGGACUGGGAAUCCCCCCUCUGAACAUUGGUGAUGUGUAUGGGGUGGUGAAGGCCUACACCACUAGAGUGGGCAUCGGGGCGUUCCCUACAGAACAACUCAAUGAGGUUGGAGAGCUGCUGCAGACGCGGGGCCAUGAGGUGGGCGUGACCACAGGGAGGAAGAGACGCUGUGGUUGGCUGGAUCUGGUCAUCCUGCGUUACGCCAACAUGAUCAACGGCUUCACUGCGUUUGCAUUAACCAAACUUGAUAUCCUUGAUGUGAUGGAUGAAAUCAAAGUGGGAGUGUCUUAUAAGCUCAAUGGCAAAAAGAUUCCCUAUUUCCCAGCUAACAUGGACGUCUUGCAGAAAGUGGAAGUGGAGUACGAGAAACUGCCUGGCUGGAAGAGUGACACCUCAGCCUGUAGGAAAUGGGAAGAUCUGCCAGUCAAAGCCCAGAACUACAUCCGCUUUGUGGAGAUCCACGUUGGCGUACCCAUCAAAUGGGUUGGAGUGGGCAAGGCCAGGGAGUCUAUGAUCCAGAUGUUCUAGGACACAAGACCUUCCUCUCUCCAUGAAGGUGAAUUGAGGUGCUAUGGCUUUAUCUGCCCUGGUCAGAUUUCCUCUGUUUUGAAAAUGUUUUUCCUACUAUACGGGGCUGGCGCAGCCACACAAAGUGAGCAAAUAUGAGACUUUGAGACAUGUUCAAAAAAUACUUAUAUUGAUUGUGUCACAGUGGCCCUUCUCUGUCGCAAUUUACAAACCAUGAAAUGAUUUUAGGUGAGUUCAUAUAGACUUGUUUAUGUCCCAAUUCCUUUCUUUGCACUGCUAUAGCAUUUGAGUAUUUUGCAAAAUAUUGCUUUGAUUUGACAUUACUGUCAUGUCAGGUAGCCUACGCUGUUUAGACUUGAAUGAACCUUGGCCAGUAUCUGAUGCCUAAUACUUGCAUGCUGAUGUAGAACCACAGCUGAAAAAACUAUUUUGAACAAUGUGUAAUGGCCAGAAUUAUGUAGUCAUGAGUAUAACAUUUAAUUUUUUAUUUUUUAUUUUUUAACUAGGCACUUCAGUUAAGAACAAAUUCUUAUUUGUAAUGACGGCCUACCAAGAGGCAGGGACGUGGGCUGGGAGAAAUAAAAAGUUGGACGAAACACACAUCACAACAAGAGAGACACCACAACACAUAAAGAUACAUAUAUACAUAAUAAUAAAGAUACAUAAGAUACAAUACAUAAAGAGAGACCUAAGACAACAACACAGUAUGGCAGCAACACAACACAGCAUGGUAGCAACACAACAUGACAACAACACGGUAGCGACACAACAUGGCAGCAGCACAACAUGGUAGCAGCACAAACAUGGUGCAAACAUUGUUGGGCACAGACAACAGCACAAAGGGCCAGAAGGUAGAGACAACAAUACAUCAUGUGAAGCAGCCACAAGUGUCAGUAAGCUUGUCCAUGAUUGAGUCUUCGAAUGUAGAGAUGGUGUGGUCUAGGUGUAAAUGAUGUGUCCUGUAUCAUGUUGUCCACAUUUUGUUGAAAGCGCACAGAUGAUCCAUUUUCUUUGCUUCUGUGACACAUUUGAUGAUAUAAAACAAAUGUAUUUUUGUACCAAUCAAAUCUCAGUCCCGAUGUAUUUUUGCACACGUCAAAUUUCAGUUUUUCGUAAUAUUAUGUCCCCCAUUGAUACUGUACUAUAACAGCUAAGAUGGCACUGUGAUACCCCAAAAGUUAUCUAGUGCAAUAUUGUUACAAGUAGAAAUCUUUAAGAAGUGGAAAUCUGAUAUGCAAAUAAAUCUGUUAUAUUGCACAAUUGA